CGACCCGUUCGGUGUCAGUUGCUCAGUACACCAGAGGUUUCUUUCUUUUUCAGGACAUUCCAAAUUGUUGUAUUGGUUAUGCUCAAUGUUUGUGCAAUGACUCGGAUUGAUUGAUUUUCCCUCUUUUCUCAGCUUUAAAAUGUCUUGCUUUUCUCCCAUAGACAGCUCUCUGAUCUUCAUAUUGGUUUAUCCUUUAAAACAACAAAUGCAUUCUUCACAGGUGAAAAUGAAGUCUACAACCAAAAGUAGAUGUUCAGAGCUAAUUAUUUUUUUAAACAGUCAAUCUUACAGGACACACCUGGGCAAUAAGAAACACCUGUCAGUCACAUGUUCUAAUAUUUUUUUCUCACCUAAAAAUUGGUUGGUCUGAUACAAAUAUGCUACGUUCUGUAUCGUUGAACACAUCUACAUAUAAAUGCUAGGAAAUCAAGUCAGAAAUCCUAAACUCGUCUCAUCCAUCUUUUGAUCACGAACCCAAAUGUCUCUGACAUAUAGCAAAAACAAAUGAAUGGGCCUUGCCGUUCCAGUAGUUUCAGAGGGGACUGAAUGUGUAUUUGUCACAGAUAUGAUGAGCUGAAGUGGAGAAACAAUAUAGUCUGAAAAAAUAUUUGCAAAUAAAAUGAAGUUGUGAUUAUACGUAAUAUAUUACUUAUACACAUUAAUUACUGUGAAGCCCCCAAUUCAGUUCUGAUUCAAAGAAAUGUGAUUUCUUUGAUGGCUUUGACCAAAAUCCUGCAGCAACGUGGAAUUAUAAACUGAUUAUAUAGUGACAAACAUUUCUUAACUCGUUCAAGUACAUAAAAUGCUAAAUACACUUAACAGACAUAACCCAACUUGUUAAAGUACUAAAAUUUUAAGUGCAAGAUUCCAUGUUAUUUGCUAGAAUUGUUUAUAGAGAUGUCCGGUAUUUGUUUAUGGAAAGUUCUGGUAAUUCAGACACACUAAUGGCAGGUUACUAGUGAUGACAUGAACCUAAUAAUCAGGUUGCAGGAAAAACCUUUUAAAGCAGGUGAUAGAGAAACUGCACAUGUGAGUGGAUCUGUAGUCAGCAUGAGACACACAGAGGUUCUCUUCCUCCUUUUACCUUGGUUUACACAGCUGCUUCAGCAUUCCAUCGGAUCGGAGUUCAGAAAUACGAGAUACAGGAGUAGUUACACAGAAAAUGAAAGAACUGCGAUGGACACAAUUAUGGACAUCAAUGACUAUGAAGCGGUGGAUGCGAUGGAUGGAGUGAAACUCAGAGAGGGCGAUAUUGCUGUCUCCAUCAGAAGUGAGAAAAGCUGUUUUGCCCAAAGCUGUUUAUGGUCCAGAUCCGUAGAUGGACACGUUUACAUCGCAUACACACUCUCACCCAAGUACACUGAAGCAGAACGCCAAAUUAUAAAGCAAGGGAUGCAUCUGAUUGAGAGAGACACAUGUGUGCGCUUUGUACCCAGAACACACCAGAGAGACUUCCUGGACAUUCAGCCUAAAACUGGGUGUUGGUCAUACUUGGGUUCAAGUGGAGGCAGACAGACUCUCUCCUUGCAAAGUCCGGAGUGUGUGAGCUCUGGAGUUGUUUCUCAUCAACUCAUGCAUGUGCUUGGAUUUGUACAUGAACAGUCACGUCCUGAUCGUGAUAAAUAUGUCACAAUCAUGUGGUCCAAAAUUUGGAAAGAUCAUGUAAGGAACUUUGGGAAGUUUAAGAUGAACAACAUGGACAUGCCUUAUGAUUAUGGUUCCAUCAUGCACUUUGGAAAGUACACGUACUCUGAGGAUGGUGAUCCUACCAUUGUGCCAAAAGGAAGCUGGAACAUUAAACUGGGACAGAGAUUGGGUCCAAGUGAACUUGAUGUCAUGAAAAUCAAUAAACUCUACAAAUGUAUUUAGUAAUGCAGUUAAAUGUAUAUAACAGAAAGCAACAGAAAGCUGAUCACAAACACUUUUUUAAUUAUUCUUUUUAAUGCUUAGCUCUAUUCAUAACUAAUUUAUUAACAUUAAAGUAAUUAACCAUUAAAGUAUGUAUUUUAAUUUUAAAUGUCUGCUCUGAACCUGGCAUGUUAUGUAUGGAAUCAUUACAUAUAAACAUGCAUUAAUUAAUAUAAAUUAAUAAAUGAUAUUCUUUCCUUGGUUAAAAAAUAUGCUUCCCUUCAUCUCAGUGGCAUAAGGUUUUGUAAUUUUUUCUACAUUAUCUAUGUAUAC
Molecule: messenger RNA, 2181 nt
Organism: Ictalurus punctatus (channel catfish)
Lineage: Eukaryota; Metazoa; Chordata; Actinopteri; Siluriformes; Ictaluridae
Gene: hce2l2
Product: hatching enzyme 1.2
Exons: 8
Coding region: 967-1869 (300 amino acids)
Biological process (GO): proteolysis
Molecular function (GO): zinc ion binding; metalloendopeptidase activity
Source: RefSeq, a predicted model, not a curated record